This is a messenger RNA of Striga asiatica, 1649 nucleotides long. The record is from the annotation of a GenBank genome assembly. Lineage: Eukaryota; Viridiplantae; Streptophyta; Magnoliopsida; Lamiales; Orobanchaceae.
GUGGUGAUGAAAUUGGGUAUAUUGUGUAAAUUUUGUAAGUAUAAGGGUCCUCAUAUAAUUUAUGAUCUAAUAUCACCGCAUGAUCUUCACUGUUGAUUGUAUUCCUCACAGAUCUAGAGCUUCAUCUCUUUCAUUUUCAUUUUCAUUCGAAAAAUUGCCGGGUUUAAGCCAUUCAAAUUUGCCCCAAUUUGUUUCCCCUCACAAUAAGCAUCAAAUCAAAAUCUGAGAAUCUUGUUUGAAGGAAAUUUGAUCUGGGUUUUCAUGCUAUUGCUGUGUUGAUCAAAUUUUCGAUCCGCGAAAAGUCCGAUGAAGACAGGUAAUGCUCCUAUUCGAGAUCGGACGCAGGAGUUCUUUGGGAUAGCGGAGAGGGUAAAGAAGCAUUCCUCCACCCAGAAUGGGCCGAGCAGCAGCCGAUCGAAGCCGGAAGAGGCGCCGCCGCGGUCGGCGGUGGCUCUGCAGUCGGAGUUCAACCGGAGGGCGUCGAGAAUCGGGUUCGGGAUUCAUCAGACGUCGCAGAAGCUAGCUAAGCUCGCAAAAUUGGCAAAAAGGACGUCGGUUUUUGAUGACCCCACCAUGGAAAUCCAGGAGCUAACUGCAGUUAUUAAGCAGGAUAUAACAGCCCUUAAUUCUGCAGUGGUCGAUCUCCAGCUCCUCAGCAGCUCGCGUAAUGAUAGUGGGCAGACAUCCACCGACACAACCUCUCAUUCCACGACAGUUGUUGAUGAUUUGAAAAAUCGUCUGAUGAGCACGACAAAGGAGUUCAAGGAUGUCCUAACCAUGCGAACUGAGAACUUGAAAGUCCACGAAAACAGGCGACAGUUGUUCUCUUCCUCAGUUUCCAAGAAUCCUACAAACCCUUUCAUUCGUCAGCGCCCUUUGGCGACAAUGUCUGCUGCCGGAACAUCAUCCUCGCCUCCUCUUCCAUGGGCGAGCAGUAGAGAACCUUCUUCUCAAAUGCUUUCGAAGAAUCAGGUGGAUGGGGAAUCUCAGCCGUUACUACAUCAGCAACAAAACCAACAACAGCAAAUGGUUCCGCUUCAAGACAGCUACAUGCAGAGUAGAGCCGAAGCUCUUCAAAACGUGGAGUCAACUAUUCAUGAGCUGAGCAGUAUCUUCAAUCAGCUAGCAACCUUAGUUUCCCAGCAAGGAGAAAUCGCUAUCAGGAUUGAUGAGAACAUGGACGAUACACUGUCGAAUGUUGAGGGCGCACAGGGAGCAUUGCUCAAGUAUCUCAACAGCAUCUCCUCUAAUCGGUGGCUGAUGAUCAAGAUCUUCUUUGUAUUGAUUUUCUUUCUCAUGAUAUUUCUAUUCUUUGUGGCCUAAUGAGAUACAUGUAUACAGUGGUUGAAGUUAGAAUCUGCAAAUCGGGUGCGAUAUUUCAAAAUAUAUCCUUGUACUAUUUUUGUCUCUAUAAAUCGCUGCCGUGUAGCUAGAAGGAAUGUGUAAUUGAUGAAUUUCUUGUGAAUUUUAUCAUACGAUAGGAUAUGAUUACGACAAAAGAGAUAAUAUUCACCGUGAUGAAAAGGUUAGGAAUAUGUGUGAUUGUAAUAUUUGUCUGAUUUUUGAGUUGUGAAACCAUUUUGGAACUGUGUUUUUGUACCUAAAGGAUUGUGGAUUUGAUGUUUAUUUUUAUCCUCACUUUAUUUCUU